This is a messenger RNA of Drosophila serrata, 1977 nucleotides long. Its product is annotated as cilia- and flagella-associated protein 157. NCBI's taxonomy places the organism in Eukaryota, Metazoa, Arthropoda, Insecta, Diptera, Drosophilidae. Gene Ontology annotation, cellular component: ciliary basal body; cilium. Gene Ontology annotation, molecular function: microtubule binding. The record is from RefSeq and is a predicted model, not a curated record.
UUGACAACCUAGACGUGUUGUUAUAUUUAUUCAGACUUCAGUUUUCCCAAACGUAACACAAGGCUGUGAAUUAGCUCCAUUUUAACUUGAAAAAGUUAACCAAAAUUGUUAAAUAUUUCCCUCGGAUACCGAAAGAAAAGUCGCCAAAAUGCCGCCGAAGCCAAAAAAGGAGAAAAAGGAUCCUAAUAAGGUCACCCAGGUGGACAGGACAUUCUAUGAGCUGACCAUCACGGAUCUCAAUCAGAAACUGGCCCGCCUGCGUUCCCAUAUGACCACCGUGGAUGAGUCCAACAUUGCUAUAACUGAGAAGCUACGCGAAAUAGAGGCCGAUGGUGUUGAUGUGGCAGCCCACUUGGAGCGCACCUUGGCGGAGAGGAACAACUCGAUUACCGAGCUGGAAGAACGCCUGGUGGAGAUUACCAAGGUCCGGGAUGAAGAGAAUAAGAUGGCGCAGGAAAAGAUUGGAGAUCUGGAGGCCAAAUACAAGGCCAUGCAUGACCAACUCACCUCCGAGAUUAAGCUGCUCAACGGCAAGCUAAACUCCCUCGAUGAGUUCCGCAUCCAGCGUGACGUCCUACUGGCCAAGUUCGAUGACCAGGAGGCGGAUCUUAAGGAGCGGGAAAAGGACCACAAGGAGGCGCUGUACAACAUGGAGCAGCGGGCAGUGGUCGAGAAAGAUGCCCUCAAGAAGGAGGUGGAACAGAAGCUGCUUCAAGUCUCCGAGGACUUUACACGCUCCAGCGAGAUCCGGAAUGCAGGCUACACACGUCGCCUGAUCCGUGAGAACAUCGCACUGCAGAAGGAGAUCGAUCUGCUGGUGAUGUCCCAGAUCAAACUACAGCAGUCCUACACCAACCAGAAGGCCAAGCACAAGGAGAUGGAGGAGCAGUACAGCGCCCUGGAUCAGAUCAAGAACGAGCUGGUUCGCAAUUCUGUGAACAAGAUAAAGAUCAUCGAGGGCCUGACCCACAACUACGAGAAGCUCAAGGCCAAAUACGUGGAGGGAUUGCGCUAUCGAAAGGCGUACGAGGCGCAUAUCCAGGCGAACAAGUGCGAGAAUGUGAAGCAGAAGGAUGCGUUCGCCAAGCUCCGGACUCUGGCCAAGCGCAUGGAGAUCGUAGAGCUGGAGAACCACAAACUGGGCGUUAUCCAUGAAAAGCACGAGAUCGAGAUAGCGCGCCUGCGCGGCGUCAUCCAGGAGAUCAAGUGCACGGUACGCGAUGCCAUUGUGGCGGAGGAGGCGGUCAAGGUCUUCCCCGAGCGUUUGGAGGAGGCCAAUGUCGAUGAGCCCGAAGUGAUCGAAGAGGUCCGGGAGGAGGCCGUGGCCGUCUGCAAGCUGAAGCGCAGCGAUCUCCUCUCCCAGCUGAUGACAAUCGUCAGCUCGCAUUCGGAUAAGCUGCCUAGGACACCGUCAGUUGUCUCUAUUGGCAGUGCCACCUCCUCAUUGUAUGCGCCCGGCAAGAUGGGCUUCAUGCCCAAGAAGGAGCGCGAGACUCCGUACGCCGCCUUUAAGAGCGAGGUCGUCGACCAGGAGCCGGAUCUGAGCAUUCCUGAGCACGUGCAGAAGCAGCGUAUGCUGGAUCGGGACGGUGCACUGCUACGUGGCGAAGGAAACACCAUUAUUGAUGUGGAGUUCGGUACUACGCUCUACGUCUCAUCAUCCCGCGAGGAAGAUAUCAUUGAGCAGGAGGAGGAGCCACUUGAGGAACCAGAGGGUUCCAGUAGCACCGUGUCCGUGAAAAAGUCCAGCAGCGAGGGCACAGCUCCUGCACCUGCCACCGCUGCGUUGGCUGCAUCUACCUCCGCCCACGAUGCCGCGGGUGUGCCUACCACCAUGGACACUGCAACCAGAUCUUCCAAGUUGGCGAUGCCGGGAGAGGAGGAGGGCGAGGAAGAAGGCGAGGAGGAGGAUUUUGAUGUCCAGUUUGUCUACUAGGACUUUAGGUGCUUUACGUUUCCCGUAAUUUCCUUUUCGUU